This is a messenger RNA of Candidozyma auris, 1656 nucleotides long. Its product is annotated as ubiquitin-conjugating protein. The transcript has a single exon. Bases 1 to 1656 code for a protein of 551 amino acids. Gene Ontology annotation, molecular function: ubiquitin protein ligase activity; protein binding. Lineage: Eukaryota; Fungi; Ascomycota; Pichiomycetes; Serinales; Metschnikowiaceae. The record is from RefSeq and is a predicted model, not a curated record. Gene Ontology annotation, cellular component: ubiquitin ligase complex; cytosol; mitotic spindle pole body. Gene Ontology annotation, biological process: protein ubiquitination; ubiquitin-dependent protein catabolic process; negative regulation of septation initiation signaling.
AUGUCUGAAAGUUUAGCUGCGGGAACGGCUCUGACUCCCGUGAGAACCCUUUCAAAGUCCAGCAACCGAUCGGCGCUCUCGUCUCCAGAAAACUCGGCUCCCGGCUCCCCCAAUCGUCCUGGCUUGUCAUCCUCUCCUGACCCUCACGGCCCUUUGCCCAUCAGCGACAACUCCAGAAACGCCGCGUCCGCUAGCCCACCUCCUAUCCCUAAUGACACCUCGGACGACACCACCAGGAACGGCUCUCGCCCUCAGCUGUCGUCUCCAAACGUUUCUAGCGCCUCGCCUUCCUCGAUUUUAGGCUCCUCCGCGGAGAGAGUCGGAGACCGGCCAACAACCACUCCAGCAAACACUGCAUUCUCCUCGGGCUCUAGCAAUAACACCACCAACAACAGCAACAUCACAACAAGCAACACCAUCAACACCGCAAGCAACAACGAUGCUACGUACGUCACAACGCCUGUGGCGCAGUCUGCGCCUCUGGCUCCCUCCUCAAGGCCCCAGCAAUCAGGGAUGGUGAGACGUCCUUCCUUCGGCUUGGGUUUUCUCAGCUCCCUCUCCAACUCCAUAAGAGGUUCUCACUCUCCUCAAGGCGGCUCGUCUCAACAGAACUCUUCCGAGACAACUUUCUCCUCGUCCAACUCAGGAACACUGCAUCACCACACCUCCCCCGAAUCGCAUCCUCAUUCUCAUUUGCAUACACAUUCUUCUCAUGCCGCCCCACAAUCAACUCACCAAUUCAUGUCCAAUAGUCCUACGAUAGCCAACCUCAACGGUGUGGUGGACGCCCCUGCCGAGAUGAGCAGCUCUUUGAACGAUGCCCAGGGUUCUCUGCAUCAGACCCUCUUGGCAAGACAAGACACUAUGGUCAGACCUCCGCCUGUUAUCGCCGAGGAAGUGGCCGAGUCUCAGUCAGAAGCAAUGGAGGCCGAGGAUCCUUCUGGGAAGGACAAGGAUGGUUUCUUCUCUGUGCGGUUGACCCCAAUAAUCGACCACCUGACCUCCAAUACGGGGCUCUACUUUUCUCCGAUGAUACGCCGCAUCAAGCCCAAAGAGCUGAUUCUGAUCGGUAGAUAUACCGAGAAGAACAAGAGUGCUGCCCAUGCCCCUCAGGGCUCUUCGGCACCCAUUGUCUUCAAGUCCAAGGUUGUUUCCAGAACCCACGCUAUGUUCCAGGUGAAUGAGGACGGCCUGUGGUUCAUCAAAGAUUGCAAGUCGUCCUCUGGUACAUUUCUCAACAACCAGCGCUUAUCGCCAGCCUCUCAGGAGUCCACUCUUUGUCCACUUGCAGACGGCGACAUGGUGCAGUUGGGUUUAGAUUACAGGGGAGGUACUGAAGAAGUAUACAGAUGCGUUAAAAUGCGUUGUGAGUUCAACAGGAGCUGGCAGCGGAAGGUCAACCAGUUCAAUUUGGACAUUCACAAAAAUUUGAAGAAGCUCAGACUUGAUAACAAAACUGAAGAUGACUCUGAGCUUUCUGAAUGCGCAAUAUGUCUCUUGAAGCUUGAGCCAUGCCAGGCGCUCUUUAUAAGCCCGUGUUCUCAUUCCUGGCAUUACAAGUGCAUCAGACCCAUAAUUAUCAAGAGCUACCCACACUUUUAUUGUCCGAAUUGUCGGUCUAUGUGCGAUCUAGAAACUGAUAUUGAGGAUGAUUGA